This is a messenger RNA of Tyto alba (common barn owl), 1712 nucleotides long. RefSeq names its product apoptosis-enhancing nuclease. Lineage: Eukaryota; Metazoa; Chordata; Aves; Strigiformes; Tytonidae. Gene Ontology annotation, molecular function: nucleic acid binding; 3'-5'-RNA exonuclease activity. Gene Ontology annotation, cellular component: nucleus. The record is from RefSeq and is a predicted model, not a curated record. The transcript is spliced from 4 exons. Bases 71 to 1129 code for a protein of 352 amino acids.
CGGGCAUGUGAGCGCGGCGGCUUCCGGGUGAGACACGUGGGAGCCGCGCCGGGUGCGGGCGAGUCCCGGGAUGCCUCCGGGAAAAGGCCAGAUGAGCCUGCUGCUGCCCGCCCCGAAGGUCACCCAUGGCCCCGCCGCGGGGGGCUGCGCUCAGCCCCCGGAGGGUCCCGGCUCAACGCAGGGUUGCGGUAAGAAGAAGAGCCGUAAGCACCAGCGGUUCAUGGAGCGCAGGGCGCUGCUGGAGCAGAAGGGGCUGCUGAACCCCCGCAGACGCCUAGGCAGCCAGACCCCCGUGGCGGGGCCGGAGGGACGUAGCACAGCCACCAAGACAGCUGGCACCACGGCAGCGCGCUGCGGGAAGGUCCCCAAGCCCAAACAGGUCGUGUCCCCAUCCCUGUCCCCAUCCGCCUCUCCGGAUAGCAUAGCCAGGCACCACUCCGUGCUGCUGUCCCAGAAGAAGGGCAGCUCCAAGCGCGUGCGGAUGUCCUCCACGCUCCUGCGCCCGGGCAAGUACGUGGCUAUCGACUGCGAGAUGGUGGGCACUGGUCCCCAGGGCAGGCUGAGCGAGCUGGCGCGGUGCUCUGUGGUGAACUACGAGGGGGAUGUCAUCUACGACAAGUACGUCCAGCCCGAGCUCCCCAUCGUGGACUACCGGACACGCUGGAGCGGCAUCACUAAGGAGCACAUGAAGGGUGCAAUUCCUUUUAAGGCUGCCCAGGGGGAGAUCCUGAAGAUCUUGAAAGACAAGAUUGUAGUAGGACACGCCAUCCACCAUGACUUCCAAGCCCUGAAGUACUUCCAUCCAAAAGACAGGACUCGUGACACCAGCCGGAUCCCCAUGCUGAAUCAGAGGGCAGGGCUGCCCAGCAGGGCCAUCGUCUCGCUCAAGAGGUUGGCCCUGCACCUGCUCCAGAAAAAGAUCCAGGUCGGCUGCAAAGGGCACUCAUCGGUGGAGGAUGCUCAGACAGCCAUGGAGCUGUACAGACUGGUGGAGGUGCAGUGGGAGAUGGAGCUGGCCCAUAGCAUGCCCCCCCGGCCCCCAAGCCCCGUCACAGACCCCACCGCAGACAGCAGCCAGUACAUGGAUGACCAGUACUGGCCCACAGACCUGAUGGCAAGCAGCCUGUGAUGGGGGACAGUGUCUCCUCCACAUGUUUCAGGCCAUCCUGGUGCCUUCGGCUAUUAAAGGUGGAGAUGGCUGCUGACCUCCUUCCCAGGGCUUGUGCCUCAUGGGCUCUGCCCGGCACCCAACCCCGCUGUGGGCAGCAGCACAGGGGAGUCGGACACCCCCAGCCCUGCUCAGGGAUGGACAAAUGGUAACACUUGGACACCGGCAGUCUCCCAAAAAUGCUGUCUGCAGCCUCGUGGUAUUGCACAGAAAUAAGCGCGAUGGCUGCGCCGUGGUCACCUGUCACUUGGUGCUCAGGGGUGAGCAGGGUCCUGGUGUCAGCCUGGAGGAGCCCCCAUGGGGGUGUGAUGGCUGCAGCAGUGGGCCUUCCUGGGGGAGGACUGAGGUGUCUUACUGAUGCCCAAAGGCUGCAAACCAUCUGAGGCCAGUUAAGCAGUUUCCUCCUCACUUUCUUUGCACAGUGAAGCCUGAAAAGAAAGUCUGGAUCUAAUCAGUGUCCAGCAUGGACAAGAGCAUAGAAUGCACUUCAACUAGACCAUUCACAUAAUUGUCCAAUUCUGAAUUAAAAAUUGUUCUAGCUAAA